Rhagoletis pomonella (apple maggot) is the source of this 819-nucleotide messenger RNA. RefSeq lists its product as uncharacterized. The transcript has a single exon. Lineage: Eukaryota; Metazoa; Arthropoda; Insecta; Diptera; Tephritidae. The record is from RefSeq and is a predicted model, not a curated record. Bases 1 to 819 code for a protein of 272 amino acids.
AUGGUCAGCGAAGGAGAAGACAGAUUUAUGGAUGCUGAAAACAUGCUGCAUUUGGGGCGCCUUGCUGUUAAACCGCCGCCGUUUUGGAAACCUGAUCCACGUCUGUGGUUUGCUCAGGUCGAAGCGCAAUUUGCGCGCGCUGGUAUCACGACAGACGAUACCAAGUAUUACACUGUUGUCGCCGAAAUCGAUUCGGCGAUCUUAAUGCACGCCAGCGAUAUUAUUGCAUCUCCCUCAACUACAGGCAAGUACGAAGCGUUAAAGGAGAGACUACUAGCUGAAUUUGGUGAGCCGACAGAGAAAAGACUUAAGCGACUUUUUGAGUCAUGCGAAUUAAAUGACAAGAAACCGACUACGUUACUACGGGAGAUGAAAGAUUUGGCACAUAAUCGAUUGGAUAAGAGUAUACUGAAGUCAAUUUGGUUGCGGCGUUUGCCUCUGCAGGUGCAACAAAUCUUAACGACAUUGGAUGAGGAUGUAGAAGUGUUGGUGAAAAGAGCCGACAGCAUAAUGGAGGUAACUACUACCAACGUAGUGAAUGCGGUAAACGCGUCUAACAACAGCAACGUGGAGGUUGCCACCAUUGCUGACCUUGAAUACAGGCUGGACAGACUCGAGCAAAACAACCGUAAUAGAUUCCAACGCAUGAGACAAGUGGAGCGAAACAGCGCUCCUCGCUUACGGCCGACUACAACUGUACGAGGGGGUUCUGAACAAUUGGCUAGAGAUUAUAUAUGUUGGUACCACCGUACCUUCGGUGAUCGAGCCACUGGAUGCAGGUCACCUUGCCGUUUUACGCAAACACGUUCGGAAAACUAG